UAACGAGGAAAACAAGGAACAGCAAAUUGAGAGAGAGCAAGUUCGGUACAAAGAUCCCGGUUUAAUCGCUCCUACCGGUUCGAAGGCGCUCUCUGGCGUCUUUCUCUCCUCCUCUCGUGGGUUUGGGGUUUUUUCAUAUAUUCUUCUUAGAACAAUAAUGGAGAGACGUUCGUUGAGGCCGCCAGUUCCGAGUGACAUUUCGUUAAUACCGUCUUUUCAAAACCCUUCGGUAAAAGAAGCUGACAUGUCCUUCUAUCCACAACACAAUCAACUCAUGGCAACGCCUUACCAUUUGCUCUCUGCCAAUGAUGGAUCUGUUGGUCAUAUUUACUCAACUAGUGAUCUCUCUGCUAAUGAUGGAGUUCUUGAUCAUAUGUAUUCAAGUGAUUUCCAUAACUCGGAGUCAUCAGUUUGGAUUCCUUCUCCACUCCCUGAUCCUUUUGACUUUCCUUCUCCUUCUCCUAUUCAAAGGAGUCAGAUGGACGAUGGUGUUAUCGUUGCAUCCGAUGAGAUUCAUGAACAAUGUGACUGGCCAGUUUGGGAUGACCACUUGAUUACUGAUGGAGAUUCGCUGAGCUCUACUGUCUUGGAAGAGCUUCUCCUUGACACGAAUUUCAACUCAGCUUCAGAGGUCCAGCAACCAAGUACGCCAUCGCAAAUUCAACAACCCCAAGUUGGUCUGCAGCAGCCUUCUCCUUGUCUGGAUUUGCGUCCACUUGUUAGGACAGUAUCCUCAAACAACAACAACAACAACAAUAACAGUGGUAGCAACAGGAAUCAUAAUGCAGCAGCUAAGAGACGUAUGCGUUGGACGCCUGAACUUCAUGAGGUUUUUGUUGACGCUGUUAACCAGCUCGGUGGCGGUGAAAAAGCAACUCCCAAGGGUGUGCUGAAGCAUAUGAAUGUCGAAGGUUUGACUAUAUAUCAUGUCAAAAGUCAUUUGCAGAAAUAUAGGACAGCUAAAUAUGUACCAGAACCAUCAGAAGGUUCACCAGAGACAAAGUUGGGACCGCUUGAGCAAAUUACGUCUGUUGAUACGAAACGUGGGAUAGAUGUCACUGAGGCUUUGCGACUUCAGAUGGAAGUUCAGAAACAACUGCAUGAGCAGCUCGAGAUUCAAAGAGAAAUGCAAAUUCGGAUAGAAGAACAGGGAAAGGCACUGAUGAUGAUGUUUGAGAAGCAAAAUAUAGGUUUUGGCAAUCUGGAACAAGAAGACAAAACAAGCGCGGAAAAGCCUGAAAAUGGUUCAGAGGAGUCAUCAGAUUCCCCGCGGGCAAAGCGUCGGAGAAACGAAGAAUGAAGGGAACCUUAUCUCGGGAAGGUAGAUCAUAAAACUGAGGUUUUUGGUGGAGUUGUAGAGUUUGACUUAUUAGAGUAAGACUCUUUUUUCUGUCUUCUUCAGGCUUUUCUCUCUCUCUUUUUUUUCUUUCUUAAACUAAUUUUCUGAUUCUCAGCUCUCUAGCAAGAAACAACAAUAAAAAAGAGCAAUUCCAUCUUUCUGAUGUAAUUUUGAAUUCAGAUUUUGAUUUAUUAGUGUUUAACUUAGGUUAAUUCAAAACUUGAA
Molecule: messenger RNA, 1564 nt
Organism: Camelina sativa (false flax)
Lineage: Eukaryota; Viridiplantae; Streptophyta; Magnoliopsida; Brassicales; Brassicaceae
Source: RefSeq, a predicted model, not a curated record